Plasmodium malariae is the source of this 186-nucleotide messenger RNA. Its product is annotated as conserved Plasmodium protein, unknown function. The record is from RefSeq and is a predicted model, not a curated record. The transcript has 2 exons. The coding region runs from base 1 to 186 and encodes 61 amino acids. NCBI's taxonomy places the organism in Eukaryota, Apicomplexa, Aconoidasida, Haemosporida, Plasmodiidae.
AUGAAGAAGAUCUUUUAUUGGUGUACAUUUGUCGUUCUUGGCACAGCAAUCCCGUUAGGCAUAUCUGCGUUAAGCCUAUGUUACCUUAAUGUUGACAAGCAGAAAAAUGAAGAACAUUCUUACAAUAACGAAUAUCGUAGAAAACAAAGAGAAAGUUUGGGGAUGGAAAAGAAGGAAACAAAUUAA